Messenger RNA from Peromyscus maniculatus bairdii (prairie deer mouse), 3855 nucleotides. Lineage: Eukaryota; Metazoa; Chordata; Mammalia; Rodentia; Cricetidae. The record is from RefSeq and is a predicted model, not a curated record.
UGGCUGGGGAGGAGCCCUCUCGGGAGGAGAGGCCGGACACAUCCAAGGAAGGAUGUCCCGGAUAAGAUUCCCAGGGGAUGCUGGCUAGACACCGCUGAGAAGAGGCCGAAUUAGAUGUCUCUGGGAAAGGCUUCCGAAGGAGGAUGAUCUGGACUUAGAGAAGGGCUCACCUGGAGGCGAAUGUCCCGUGGAAGGCAUCCAGGUUCGCCCCGGCCCACAUCCCGGGCUGUCCCUCCUUGACUCCUACCGGAGUCCAGGUCCGGCUGCCUGGUGUCUUUCUAAGUGGGUUUUGAGAACACGCAUGGACCCCACUCUGGAGGCAUGGAUCUGACUACAUUUCCAGGAUGUCACCAUCUCUGUGUGAUACCAAUAGGCUGCUGGGUGGCCUGGGCCAGCAAGGAGAAGCUAUUCAAGUGCCAGUCUUUGGUGGUUUUCAUUCUUCAUGGUGGUUGGCAGGGGCUGGCCGUGUGGUGGCAGUUGCCUCUGGAAGCAGGAGCAUGUGGUGCCCUCUAGUGUUGAAGACCCUGAGUCUGCAGCCUUGGCCCUGCGAGUAUUUACAGCUCACAUUGUGGAUCUAGUAUAGGGUUCCUCGACCCUUGGCAGCGGCCAGUGUUCCGGCUCUUGUGUGGGAUUCCUUAGCUGUUCACACCAGCCGGUGCCACAGCUCCUCCGACCAGCUCGUAGACCCCUGGCUCUAAAGGUUUGAUCAACAGCUCUCCGGAGCUCGUCAGUGACCUGGCCUGCAGUUCUCUACUCCGGCUCUCUGCAACCUUUUACCCUCUUCCAGUCUCAGCUCUCCACCCUCUCGCUGUCUGUCUUUCCACUUCGGCUGCCUUUCUUCCUGCCCUGGCUGUUGUUGAACCGCUCAGCUGUUGCUUCAGCUGUCGGGCAGCUGGCAGUCUCGUCCUCUCUGCAGCUUGGUUUGUCAGCCGCCCAGCUGUGGCCACCACUGUUGUCCCGCUGCCUCUGCUGACCUCUACUGUUGCCGCCGCCGCCGCCGCCGCCGCCGCCGCCUCUGCUACUUUCUCUGUUACCAGCCCAACCUCCUCUACUAAAGUGGGCAAGAAAAGAGGACCGGGAGAGGCCUUUUCUUGGGGCUGGUGCUCUCACUCUAGGGGUGAAGUUCAGGAGAGUCUCCCCACAGACUCAUUAAGUGAGCCUCCACAGCCGGUUUGUAUAGCCUCGGAGAGAUGUUUGGACCGGUCACAGACUUGCCUGUUGGCACCUUCACAAUGACCGAGGAUUGUGUUUUGGACAGUCAUAACCCUGUGUCUUUAGCAGUAGUUAACAGCAGUCCCUCCUCUAGGUACCGGAAGAUGCUGUCCGCCUGGCCUAGGUUGGAAGUGGUUGCAGUAUCAUCUGGAGUUCAUUGAGACUUGUGAUGGCAAAAAGUCUGAUUAAAACUGUUCUAAACAACCUGGUGGAAGCUGUGCUGUUGGGGGGCGGGGGGCGCUGCUGGCGUAGGGUAGCCCGGCUCCUCAUUUGACAGUCCUUUUGCUCAGGGAAGCAAGGGAGAGUGACUAGAGGAGGCAGGGUCAAUGGAGAGUUAAAAUCACUUAGGGGAUCUAAAAAAGGAAUUUAUAUGCUCAGACCUUACUCUUAGAAAUGGCUGGGUAAGCCAGCAGUGGCACACGCCUUUGAUCUCAACACUCAGGAGGCAGAGGCAGGCGGUUCUCUGUGAGUUCAAGGCCAGCCUGGUCUACAGAGCGAGAUCCAGGAAAGGCUUCAAAGCUACACAGAGAAACCCUGUCUCGAAAAACGACAAACAAACAAAAAGAAAUGGCUAGGUAAAAGGUUAGGAGUCUGGCCUGGCGGUGGUGACUGCGCAUGCCACCCAGCACCCGAGAGGCAGAGCCAGGUGGAUCUUGGUGAGUUUGAGGCCAGCCUGGGUUACAGAUCGAGAUCCAGGACAGGCACCAAAACUACUCGGAGAAACCCUGUCUCAAAAAACCAAAAAAAAAAAAAAAAAAAAAAAAAAAAAAAAAGUUAGGAGUCUGUGUGCAGUAUAAGUCACAGUAAAAUAAACCCGCCUUUUCCCCCUUUGUAAUGGGAGAGUCAUAGCUGUUAUUGCACAAGAAGUUUACAACAAGAAACAGCCAGUUCAUUCAAAAGGCAAUAAUUCCAAAACGCCUUGCAGGAUGGUUUCCUCCACCAGAACCCUUGGUUCUGAUAGGCUGACCUUCUGAACACUGGUUGUCACCUGCUGUAUGGCCUUUUGCUACCAGCAGCUCUCAGUAGUCGGUGGGUCGGCAGUGGGCAGGGACUCCUGCCAGCCCUAAGCCCGUGUCCGUCUCCUACAGACUCCCUGAGAGCACCGAGGAGGCACCAGGCUAUCUCCUAGAGUGUGACAGCUCUGUGCUGGGCACCUUGCAGAAGUACCUGGCCAUAUAUAAGAUCCGGCGGAAGGUCGCUGUGGAGCCAUGUCCAGAGCUCCAUGUGUGGGCUGUGCUACCCUGUGGCCCUCAGGUCCCUGAGGCUGCACCACUAGAAGAGAGGGUGGAAGCCACCACCAUCCUCGCCCGUGACCCCCGGACUGUACGCAUGGGGUGGCGGCUUCUCACUCAGGAUGAUGGCCCAGCCUUGGUGCCCGGGGGACAGCUUGGGGACCUCCAGGAUUAUCGUAUGUACCGGUACCAGCAAGGCAUCCCCGAGGGGAUCCGUGACCUGCCCCCAGGGACAGCCCUACCUCUGGAGUCCAACCUGGCCUUCAUGAACGGUGUGAGCUUCACCAAGGGCUGCUACAUUGGGCAGGAGCUGACGGCCCGCACCCACCACACAGGCGUCAUCCGUAAGCGUCUCUUCCCUGUGAGGCUUGAAGGCCCCCUGCCUGCCGAUGGCAUCAGUCCCGGUACCUCAGUGACGGUGACUGCGACAGGACAGGCAGCGGGCAAGUUCAGGGCCGGCCAGGGACACGUGGGACUGGCUUUGCUGCGGUCAGAGACCAUCAAGGGUCCUCUCCACAUAAAGACCUCCGAGAGCCAACAGGUGGCUGUGACUGCCUCAGUGCCGGACUGGUGGCCCACGGCAGCCAAGUAGCCGGAUGCUCUGAAUUUCACUGGCCUUAGAGUUACCAGGUGCCUCUGAGCCGCUGCCCAAGGUCUUCAAUGUGUGUGCUGUGUCCCGUUGGGUAUGAGUUCCUUCUCCUGUGGUGGCUUCCUGGACACACCCACUGGGAAAGUUCCAUGUGUUCCAGGCUACGGAUUGCCUGCUGCGUCCUGCAGAGGGUCCUACUCUUGUGGGCUCUCCUCUCCCAGGUGUGUGACUGAGAACAGAGUCACCAUCCUGAUGCCGGGAGAGGGAAGGGUCUGAGCUCCCCUUUGGACCAGAUUCUGAAUGGGAUUUGAUACAGUCCCUGGGCCAAGGCAGGAGUGAAGCCUCUGUCCAGUGUCAGCUCCCUAACCUUGUUUCUCUUGGAGGGAGGUUCUCUGUGUCUGCAAAAUUACUGGGCCAGGAAUGCAGGCACUGUGUUCUCUGGAAGCACAUCUCAGGGCAGGAAUUGUUUGGGUUGUGUGCACGGUGGGGAGGUUGAUGCCCUUGGACUGGGACAUGUGUUCUGUGAGCCACAGGGACUGCGUGUCCACUGUCCCAGGGGCUCUUCUCACUCCUCAGAGUGAGCUGCUGUCUUUUCACACUCCCCAGGAAGCUCCGGAGGCGUGGAGCCCAGGGCUCAGGUCCAUCUGGGAGGAGCUUCAACCUUUUGGCUGGUUUGGGAUGUCACUUUUAUGUAUGCUUUUAGUGGGGAGUGACUUGCUGGUGGGGUGCAUGCUCCCCAGAACCACUUUUUCUAACCUUUGUAAUGUGAACUGGGGUCUUGCCACAAAGCCUAAGGACCAGUAAAGUGUGAUCUGUAAAUAA